UGCUCAUCUGCGAGGUGCCGGACGAUUGCAGCGCUGUAUAACUCCGGGAAGAACCCUUCCAACAACAACAACAGCAACAACAACAUAAACGGGACACUUUUCCGCUUCUUUUUUUCGGACGGUGUUGGAUCUUUUCUGGAGUUGCAUGCUUUUCUCCAUUCGGCUUUUUUUGAGUAUAGACGUGGCUAGAUAAAAAAAAAAGUUGCUCCAGCCGUACUGGGAUCACGGCAGGUCCUCUGUGAGAGAGCAACUGUGCUGAGAAAGCUCGAGAGAAGAUGUCUGCAACUAUCUUGUCCGCCUUCUACGACUUCGACAUGCUGUACAAGCAGCAGGACAAAAACCUAAACAUACAUGCAAUCAACUUGAACAGCAUGCUGGACAAAAAGGCAGUUGGGGCGCCGCUGACCACUGCCAGCACCUCCAGCAGUUGCUCAUACACGCCAGGCUUUUUCCGAAGGAACUCCAUCGGCAACGUGGACUCCCUGAGCAACAGCAACAAGUACCCGACCGCCUCUUACAGCAGCCUGAAGGAGAGCCCUGCCGGCAGCGUCAACACCUCCGCCAUGAACAAGGAGAACAAGUUCCGCGACCGGGCGUACAGUGAAAACGGCGAGCGCAGCCAGCAUCUGCAGGUCCUGCAGCAGAAGCCGGGAUCUCAGAUCAAUUCGACCCGCUAUAAGACGGAGCUCUGCAGGCCGUUUGAAGAGAGCGGGGCGUGCAAGUACGGCGAGAAGUGCCAGUUCGCCCACGGCUACCACGAGCUGAGGAGCCUGUCCCGCCACCCCAAGUACAAAACCGAACCCUGCCGCACCUUCCACACCAUCGGCUUCUGCCCCUACGGUCCCCGGUGUCAUUUCAUCCACAAUGCCGACGAACGCAGACCGGCCCCUAGCAACGCCAACUUGCAGGGGGAGCCGAAGUGCGCCCGGGAGCCCUGCAGCUUUGGUCAGAGGGAGGCGGCGCAGCCACACUCUUACAGCCAGAGGGACAAGCCCAAACUGCACCAUAGCCUCAGCUUCUCCGGCUUCUCCAACCACCAUGGAUUUGAGUCGCCGUUGCUGGAAAGCCCCACGUCGCGCACCCCCCCGCCCCCUUCCUCCUCCUCUUCCUCCUCCUGCUCGUCCAACUUUUACGAGGACGUCCUGUCUCCCAACUCCAUGUGCGUGAACGGCGCCUUUCCCUUCCCCAGCCAGGAUCUGAAAACACUUCUCGCCCCUUUGGCCAUCCACACGCAGAAUGGCUACGCCGCCCAGACCAACGGUGCAUAUUACGCAAAUCUGCAGACUGGCAGCGGGUGUCCCCCAUCCCCUCCGUACAGCAUGGGCCAUCUGCAGUCUCUGCGUCGCUUCUCCGAGUCGCCGGUCUUCGACUCCCCCCCGAGUCCCCCCGACUCCCUUUCGGACCGGGAGAGCUAUGCGAGCGGGUCCCUCAGCUCCUCCGGAAGCCUCAGCGGCUCCGAAUCGCCCAGUUUGGACUCCGGAAGACGUUUGCCAAUCUUCAGCAGGCUGUCGAUCUCAGAUGAAUGAUCUGUCCGGCACCAUUCUUACUUUUUUUGCAUCCGGAGAGGAGGGGGACCUGACAUUCCAAUAGUCAGCGCCACCCUCUGCUUCCCAACUAACUAUUAAUGAUCAAAGUAGAGACAACAGCCAAAACUACAGGAGACAGCAACCUAUCCUUGAAACGGCAUUAGUUUUUUUUCCUUUAACUUUACAUGUGUAAAAAUAGACAUCAACAGAAGGCAUUCCAUCUGUGACUUUUUUUGAGUUGCAAUUAACGGCAGUCUUUGGUCUACCCAACCAACUAUAUUUUGGGGAAAAGGGACAAUGCCUAUUUUUUUUAUAAGAGACAGCGGUUUUAAAGUUUCCUCCAUCCUGCCAAGAAUAUGCCUUGACACAAGUGUACCUUCCAUUCCAAGACUUAGAUCCGCAUCGCAGCGCCUCACGGUGGCUUGUUUGCUUUGUGUAGGCUGUUGCUCGGUUAAAAGCACUCAGAGUUGAGUUUGUUUGGGAAAAUCACUGCUGAUGGUUGAAUAUAUAUAUAUACAUAUAAAUAUUUUUAGCUUUUUUGAGUGAUUACAUGGCGGUGCGUAACGUGCUAUGAACUAUUUAACUUAUUUAUUAUCUUGUGAAAAAUAUAGGCUACAUUGGUAAUUUUUUUUUUCCUUGUGUCCAUACUGUAUUUAUCGAGUAUGAUGAAGCAAUAGAUCUAUAUUCUUUUAUGUUUAAAUUAUGGUCGCCAUUAUUAAUCUGCAUAAAGUGGAGUGUAUGUUCUUUUCACAGUAAUAUAUAUUGUUUUUGUAACUUCACUUGGUUAUUUUAUUGUAAAUGAGUUAAUCUUAAUUUAAGAGAUUGUAUGUGAUAUUUAUUUCGUUAAUUUUUCUUCGUUUACGUUUUAUUGAUAAAGACGGAAAUGUUUGCGUGAUUGCGGUUUGGAGGCCGACGCCGCGGAAGGUGCGUUUUUGUUUUCUUGUUCUCCAAACAGUCCUCCUAGGUGUUCCAUAGAAUGUAUAGAAAGGUGUGUACAGGCCGUCCAAACGUCAACUAGCCUUAAGCUUUUUUUUUUUUUAAACUAUCAGCCUUCAAUGACAAAGCCCAAGUCAAAUAAGUAAAUUGUAACCAAAAAGUAUUUGGUGCGCGUGGUCGCGAGCCUGAGAAUGUAGCAGAACCCCAGUGUUAUUGUCUAGUGCCUACAGGGGUCCAUCCUCCAUGCCUUAACCAAAUAAAGUAUUUUCCUCUGGAUAUUUUUAUGCGAGUCGAUUUGAAUGUAGUGUUUUGGCUUUUAAUUGCUCUCUACCAGUUUGUUACCACUUGUGACUUAAUACUUUUGGAGCAACAGGUAUCUGUUCCUAUCCUGUUGUCACCGUUUCCCCAUGUUUUUAAAAAAAAAAAAACUUUUUUUUCCCUUGGUGAUUCGAAAUGGUCUGAAUCUUCCAAACUUGCUGGACGGGGGAGUUUGUUUUUGUACAUAGUAGGUACGCGCUAUGUACUUCUUGACUACUUGUAUCAGAAGUAAAGCUUUUUGAAUGUAACUAAAAUGGAUAAAAAAAAAGGCAACAGGAGUUGUAUUAUAACUUUGUUUUUGGGGGGAGGAGUCAGUUCACUACAAAUUGAGUGUGAGACUGUUAACUUUGUACUGUACAUUUUUUUGUAGUUCUCCCAAUAAAAUCAUUUUUGGAAAAAAA
Brienomyrus brachyistius is the source of this 3181-nucleotide messenger RNA. RefSeq names its product mRNA decay activator protein ZFP36L2-like. Gene Ontology annotation, molecular function: mRNA binding; metal ion binding. Bases 276 to 1526 code for a protein of 416 amino acids. The record is from RefSeq and is a predicted model, not a curated record. The transcript has 2 exons. Lineage: Eukaryota; Metazoa; Chordata; Actinopteri; Osteoglossiformes; Mormyridae.